AUGUCGUCGAGCCCGAAUAUCUCGGUGACCGUAUAUUUCUCUCCUCUGGUGUGCAUACUGAUCCUGGAUUCGUUCAAGCAGCUCCGUGAGUUGGCAGCACCUUUGCCACUAAUAGCCGUGGGGCUGGUAAUACUUGUUAUUGCUCUAGUGAGGGAGGCAUACAGAACUGACAUUCCCAAAGUCAAAGGCUUGCCAGAGCCAGCAGGAGCUCUUCCAUUUAUCGGUCAUCUCCUUCCCCUGGGAGGUCGAGAGAAAAGGAAUGACACUGUUAUAUUCUCGCGAUGGCAAGAGGAGCUGAACGCCGAUAUCUACCAGGUCCGUCUCGGCAGUCAACGGGCUGUCAUCGUCCAAGGAUGGCAAGCGAUCAAGGAUCUAUGGCUCGGAAACUCCAAUGCACUCAUCGAUCGCCCAUGGCAGCCAGGAUUCAUUGACAAACUUGGUGUGGACAUUUCGAGCUCCCCCAUGACCCCUCAGAUCAAGAGAUGUAGAGGAGCGGCACUCCGAGCGCUCGGCAAGCCCCUGUGGCCGGAAUACUACCAUCUCCUUGAACCAUCGUCAGUCACCAUGUUGCAACGGCUGUAUCAUAUUGGAAACAAUGGACAAGUGCCUAUUGACCUGUAUCUCCACUUUCAACAAGUGGUAUACGAUCUGAUCCUUCACCUCACAUACGGCGCUCGCAUGGGGGAUAUCGACGAUGCCUUCGGCAAGGAACUCUUGGAAUCUGUCCAGACACUUACACCAAUCCGGUCCUCUACGGCAGACUUCUCGCAUUACGUCCCCUUGCUUCGACUGCUGCCCCGUGGCCCGACCAAAGUCGAGAAAACUGAACGGCGGAGACGAGGACAGCUUGACCAGCUCUACAACCAGUACCUGAAGAAAGUCGAAAAAGGCGAGGUUGUUAACUGUAUUGUCUCCUCUUUGGGAAAGGACAAGCUGUCCCUUGAAGAAAUCCGAGGAACAUGUGUGUCGCUACUGCAAGCUGCUCCAGAGACCGUAGCUUCGGGGAUGUAUCAAGCUUCUGGCUGGCUGGCGUCUCCGGAAGGUCAGAAAUUUCAGCCAGCGGCUUUGAAAGCCAUCUUGGACCACUAUGGCGGAGAUCGAGAUCUCGCAUGGGACAUGGCAUUCCGAGAAGAAAAGAUACCCCUGAUUGUAGCCCUCUACAAAGAGACACUUCGAUGCUGGGCCCCGACUCCCUUCGCUCAAGGACGCGCGACGGUCAAGGAUAUCGACUACAACGGUAUCCAUAUUCCAAAGGGUAUCACGAUCAUCAUGAACGGCCAGGGUGCAAAUCUAGACCCGGCGUAUUAUGGCCCGGACGCAGGCGUGUUCAAGCCAACCAGAUUCAUCGGAGACGACAGUAGCCUGCCACAUCUGGCGUUCGGAGCUGGAAGUCGGCAAUGUCCAGCAAUGAACAUUUCGAACCGGAUGAUGUAUGGCUUGCUUGUCAGGACUAUCCUGGCUUUCGAGUUGAAGGAGACGACUGGCCCUGGCGCACGGAAGCCGCAUCUUGAUAUGCGGGACUUUUCAGACUACUACGGAUUGGUCAACGUUCCACGGGGAUGGGACUGCUUGUUGACAGCACGCGAUCCCGAGUGGCUAUUGAAUAGGCCAACGGAAAAACGAGGAGCAUAUUCUCAGUCACAACCUUCCUGGUCAAAAGUUGCCUACAGGACUGGUCUGGUCCCUAAGCAGUUGUCUUUGCCAGGUGCUUUGAUUGGAGACUACGAAGAAAUACAAGCACCAAUGGUGAUGAGCAGUUCCCCUACAGCUUUGUCAUCCGUCUCCGGAGCCUUGAAGAGUUUCACCUGUAAGUCCACUGGUUGUGGCAAAAGUUUCACCAGAGCAGAACAUCUACGGAGGCAUGCCCUCAACCAUGGUAAAGGGCAGGACACAUGUCCAAGGUGUGCGGUAGUCUUUACUAGACCGGAUUUACUUGCCAGACAUAUGGCUCGACAUGCAAAGAAAGACGAAGAAGCUGGAGGCCCUGGCCUGGGCAAUCUUGAGACUCGAAAAAGGUCGACAAGAGAAGCCGAUGGCACAGUCGUGACAAGGCCGCGGAAACGAGCACCUAGAAACAAUACCAGAUCGACAUCUCCGAGACCAUCCCAUCGUAACACCAUGAAUGACGAUAUAAGUUGCAGCACUGGGACCGACCACGGACACCCAAUCUCGCCACCACCAUCACUUCAUGAUACACCGCCGCAAGGCUUUGCAGUUGAUCAGACCUCGCUAGUGGAUCCGCAACUCGAUGCUGCGCCAGGACAUGAUACAUCAUGGUUCCUUGGAGACGACAGCACUGUGCAGACCUAUACUGGCGAUCCAUCCCAAUGGUCGAGUCAGACAUAUACUGCCACCACCAUUUCAGAUCAAAUGUCCUUCGACGACCUCUUCUAUACAGAUACAGCAAGUUCAUUCAACAUUAUGCCGUUCAGCACCAAUGUCAACUGGCUCUUGGACUUCACUACCUCCGCCGAACCUGUGGAUGAAAGUAUGGACAAUAUGAUGGCUGUUGACCCAGCCGACACGCAACUACAGCAAAGCUCGACCAAUGCCUUCCAAAGCUCUAAGAUAUCACCUACCGCUGUGGCGCCGGUGCACGAAGGUCAAUCACACAGGUCUGCGACUCCCCUGCAGACCAGCUCCCUCAAUGGUUGCAGUGCCGGCAAUGUGGUCCAUAGUGGGGAUCUGGAAGACGACUCAUCCUCCGAAAUGGGGUUUGUCUUUCACCAAAGCGCCAAUUCGGUGGGCAUGACAAGUCAAGAAGACGGAUUGAGCUCCUACGACUCCAUUACGAGACUGACCAGAAGGUCAAGGCAGCUUCCAGUCAUCGACGAGACCUCCCGAGAACGUGUCUUGGAACUUAUCGCCCAAGCUCGACCGAAGACCAUUGACGGCCUUGUUAUUGACACCUCGUCCUGCCUACUCUCGCCUGCCGCCUUCCAGCAAUACUCUGACCUUUUCUUCACCCGGUUCAACGUCUCGUACCCUCUCAUUCAUCAAGCCACAUUUGAACCCUCCAGCACGGAGGCUUUGUUACUGACGGCCAUUCUUCUGCUCGGCGCUACCUACGACGGCAAAGAGGCCCACCAGAUGGCGGUGGGAGUUCAUGACGUUCUGCGAGCUCGGAUCAUCCAGCAUCCUCUGUUCAAUGAGCAACCUGAACUCUGGAUCCUGCAAACCAUUCUGUUAGUCGAUUGUUUUGGCACCUCAAGAGCAGGCCAGAAACAGCACGCCAUGUCCAAUAUGUUCCAUGGCCUGCUGAUCAACCUCCUCCGCAGGGCGGACUGCCAGAAUGUACGAAACUCGCCCAUCGAGGCCAGCCAUGACAGUAGUGAUCUUGACGCGCAGUGGAGGCAAGCGAUGGAUUCGGAGCAGCGAAAGAGGCUUGCCCUGCUGUGCUUCGUUUGGGACACUCAACAUGCGGUUCUCUUCUCACAAGCAUCAUGCCUCUCGGCUAUUGAGUUGCGAUUAUCAUUGCCAUACGACUCUGAUACCUGGGAAGCAGCUACAGCCGAAGCCUGGCGCGAGAGUUGCGAAAGAAACCCUACGAGCCUAUUAUUCUUGACCGUCCUGAAGGCGUAUCUAAAUCCCGACGUCAAAGCACGACCCCGACAUCUCGAUGGCUUCUCUAGAAUUCUAAUCCUCCACGGGCUAAUGUCUGUCUCAUCCGACUUGAAGCGUAGAGACCAGAUUUCUCUUGGUAUCGAGACCGAAGCUGAAUCUCCGCAAGAGCGCGUCAGGCGAGCCUACGACCGUUGGAAAGCGGACUUUGACACUUUCUCACUGGACAUGAAGCUUUCCAAAGGCUAUGAUGCCAAGAAGUUCAUCCCCUUCAAGACCGCAACACUGGCCAUGUACCGUGCUGCACAUAUCGCUCUGAACGUCGAGGUUCUCGACCUCCAGAUCUUCGCUGGGGCUCGGCAGAUCCUGGGUAAGCCGGUAACACCGCUGGACUACGAACGUAGCCGGAAGAUCAUCCACAACUGGUUGACCUCAGAGGCAACCAGGACCAUUGUUGGACGGGCAGCGUGGCACGCAUGCCGAGUUCUGCGUGACGCCAUCAUCGACCUCGACGAAGGCGAUCUCACAGAUCUGUUCCACUACCCCUGGUGUCUUUAUCUAGCGACUUUGAUCUGCUGGGCGUUCCAUCAUUGCGAUGGUGGUCCCAAUGUUGUCGCCAAUGCCAAGCAGCCUGCAUGGCAGGCCAGGAAUCUAGAUGCCAAAAGCGAGAUGACCGCCCUGAUCAGCGGGAUGGGAUCUUGUACGAGUAUUGAGGAUCUGAACAAGGCCGCCGGAUCUUACAGGACACAAGGCAUGAUUGCGCUGAUGGUCAAGCAGCUGGCCUCAGUGAGAUGGGCGGCCAUGCAUGAAGGGACCAAAGUCCUCAAGGCAUUGGGUCGGAGCUAUUGUACCAACAGUAAGAGGGAUUUUUGA
Exophiala xenobiotica is the source of this 4434-nucleotide messenger RNA. RefSeq lists its product as uncharacterized. The coding region runs from base 1 to 4434 and encodes 1477 amino acids. Gene Ontology annotation, cellular component: chromatin. Gene Ontology annotation, biological process: DNA-templated transcription; regulation of transcription by RNA polymerase II. The record is from RefSeq and is a predicted model, not a curated record. Gene Ontology annotation, molecular function: DNA-binding transcription factor activity, RNA polymerase II-specific; iron ion binding; zinc ion binding. NCBI's taxonomy places the organism in Eukaryota, Fungi, Ascomycota, Eurotiomycetes, Chaetothyriales, Herpotrichiellaceae. The transcript has 8 exons.